CCGCCACUGCGGGCUUUAUUCUGGGCCCCGAGUCCCGCGGUCGUAGCCCACAGUCCCAAACCCCGUCUGCCGCGGCCGCACCUGGUCCGAGUCCUCGUUUUCGCUGCUAUAGCAGCACCCCAUGGCGGGGUCGGGCCGGGCGCUCAGACGCCGAGGAGGGACGGCGUCCGUCAGGAGCCUUUCCGGUCACAUGACCCGCGGCCGCCUCCCGCUCCCCUCCCCGUCUCCCAGCCUGUCCUAAAGCCGCUCCGGCGCUACGGCCAAAUCUUGCCUUCCGGUCCCGCCUCGCCGCGUGACAAUCGCCAACCAAUGGAAAAGUGUCACUCAUUAAAUUAACAAAUCAUGGGGCUAGAGACAACGUAGUGAUUAAGAGCACUGGCUGCUGCUCCUCCAGAAGGCCCAAGUUCAAUUCCCAGCAUCUACAUGGUAGCUCCAGACCCAGGUGAAACAAUGCCCUCUUCUGGCCUCUGACAGCAGGCAAGUACACACGAUUACACAGUGCACAGACAUACAUGCAGACCAAACACCUAUACCCAUAAAAUAAACUUAAUUUAAAAGACAUCCCUCAAAUAUUUACUGUCUAUAGUGUACCACUCUAGUGUUCAAUUUGGAUAGGUAGCUGGUCAGAAAACAGCUCAAGGUCCGGACCAUGGAAUGCCUAGUCUGAUGAUCAGUGUAUUCUAUAGUUGUGUUUUAGUUAAUUUCUUCUACUACGCGUGAGUAGCUGAGAGACAGGGACAGAGUCUGACUCUUCUGUGACUGAUACCUUAACACUUACAGAAAACUUGGGUUUUGAAUUCAGCAAAUAAGUUUCAUUUAUUUUGGUUUACACCAUGCCCCGUGUCCUGAUCCCAAGGGCUUAGAAAACUCACCUAGUAGUAUUUAUUAGUUCUUCAGAUGAAGACCCUAGAGUACUGCUUUGAGUCUCUAAGGACUGAGGAAUAGGAGGCAGCUGAAGCUUGUCCUGGGUUUGGUAACCUGAACUGCAGGUCUCAGGUAACAACAGCCUCACCAUCAAUAAUUGAAAUCAGGUCCGGCCUCCAUCUUUGGGGUUAUUCCUCGGAAGGACUUCCCAUCCUGGUACCCUGGUCUUUCUUAGGAGCCUUCAGCUCAGUCUCCCUCUAUCCUAGGGCCCAGGUAGGGACAAUGUCCCCUGCCAUUGCACUGGCAUUCCUGCCACUCGUGGUAACACUGCUGGUGAGAUACCGGCACCAUUUCCGACUGCUGAUGCGCACAGUCCUGCUGAGAAGCUUUCGAGACUGCCUGUCAGGACUUCGAAUUGAGGAGCGGGCCUUCAGCUAUGUGCUCACCCAUGCCCUGCCUGGAGACCCUGGUCACAUCCUCGCCACUCUAGACCACUGGAGCAGCUGCUGCGAGUACCUGAGCCACAUGGGCCCUGUUAAAGGUGAGAUUCUGAUGCGGCUGGUGGAAGAGAAGGCCCCUGCUUGUGUGCUGGAGCUGGGCACCUACUGUGGAUACUCUACACUGCUUAUUGCGAGAGCCUUGCCCCCUGGAAGUCGCCUUAUCACUGUGGAGCGGGACUCACGUACAGCAGCAGUGGCUGAAAAAGUCAUCCGGCUGGCUGGCUUCGAUGAGCAAAUGGUGGAGCUCAUUGCAGGCAGCUCAGAGGAAGUGAUCCCAUGCCUAAGAGCUCAGCACCAGCUGAGUCGGGCAGAUCUGGUGCUCCUGGCACAUCGACCUCGAUAUUACUUAAGGGAUCUGCAGCUACUGGAGGCCCAUGCUCUGCUCCCACACGGUGCCACUGUAUUGGCUGACCAUGUGCUUUUUCCUGGUGCACCCCGCUUCCUACAAUACACCAAGAGCUGUGGUCGAUAUCGCUGCCGCCUCCACCACACCAGCCUCCCAGACUUCCCUGCCAUUAAAGAUGGCAUAGCCCAACUCACCUAUACUGGACCCGGCUGAGGUCCAGGACCGGGGAUAUUUACUAAUACUAAUACAACCCCAAUCCCAUUCAAGCAGACCUCAGAAUACCUCCUUUCCCUUUCUGUUUAGUAUCCAACACAUGCUAGGCUCAGGCUGAGGAGGCUUUCUUUUCAACUUUGUCCCCCUCCAACCACUGUACUAAUCUGAAGUGUCAAAUUCUAUCAGCCUUCUUGGUCCCAAAAGGUCCCCUCAUGGAAAUCAGGAGCUGGAAGCAAGAAGCCUGAGCUGUCAACUUAGUUAUUGAUUGUUCCCUCCAAGUGAGUCCUUCCCUCCUCUGAGAUUCAGUUUACUCUUAACACUGAGACAGCUGGCUCAAGGGACUGGAGAGAUAGCUCAACAGUUAAGAGCACUGCCAGCUGCUCCCUACCUAAAAGACCUGGGUUCAAUUCCCAGCACUCACAAGGCACAGGCACACAUGUGGUAUACAUACAUACAGACAAAAAACACUUUUAAGCAUAAAAUAAAUAAAUUAAAACAACAAAAAAAGACAUCUGGUUGGCAGAACCCCAGAGCCUCAAAGCUAUGGGACACAGAUGAGACCAGAGGCAGUUGCAGACAAUGAAGCCAUAGGUACAAGCUAGGCCAUAAGAAUUAUCAACACAGAUACCUGGGCUCUGAUCCUGGCCAAUGUGGUCCAUUAGGUUUGUUUGAGAGCCCUUACAUAACCCCUUCCUGAUGUCCAAGAAAAGAUACUGAACUUUGGGUCCCACCAACAAACAGGGAAUAGACACUGGGGAAACAAUCAGUCCUGUGUCUUUAUUAAAGAGGUUAGAAAGGGACCACACCUGGCAACCAAGGAGUGAGGUACCAGCCAGGAAGGUGGGAUGGGCUCAGGCUCUUGGGAUUCAAGGGAAGACUGAUGGCCUGGAAGGGCCCAAGGAGACCUUGUCCUGGCAGCAGCUGAAAAAGUGCCUAAGGGAAAGCUUUAGGCACUACAGCCACAAGCUGGUUCUGCAGGCUGAGGGGCUGAGGCUGUGGAUUCAAAAUAGGUUGGGGUGGUCUGGAAUCAUUCUGAGGCCACCUUGGCUUGUCUACCUAGAUCAUCCACUGGUCCUGAUCCUGUUCGUUGCCUUCCAUGUCCACCUGAAGAGGAGGCUGGGUGUGGGUGGGGAGGGGCCUCAGCCAGCCUCAGCCCAGAUCCUGCCCCUGGAUACAGCCAGGGUUUCUGUAUGCCUUGGCCAUCAAUUAGAUCAGGGGCAGGAGCCUAGGAACAAAGGCACUCCCCUACACCCCGCCUACCUCAUUGACCUCUCCAUCAUCAGGUGACUCAUUAUAGUCAUUCAUCUCAUCCAUGUCCUGCAUGUCCUCAUCAUCUUCUGAAUCCUCUUCACUGUCCUCAUCAUCUUCAUCAUCCUCUUCUUCCUCGUCAUCGUAGUGCUGGUAGAGCAAAAAAAGACUUUGUAGGCCUCAGAGCUGGACCAGGUCAAGAGCUGGCCUACUUGGAGCCUCCUCCUUCCCAACCCUGCCUGCCUUGAGUCUGGCAAGCUGCUGCAAGACCUGAAGGACCUUAGUACUAGGCACAAUGCCUAGCCCCUUAAGUUCUCACUUUUUCUGUCUUCCCACAUUGAAAAACACAAUUGUUCUGAGCCAAAAGCAAGGCCAUUAAAGUAAAGCCUUGUUCUACUGGGCUUCACAUAGGCCCCACCCACCGGAAACACUUACCUCUGAGGCUGGCUUGCCAAUAGGUACCAGGUUGUUGUCUUUCUCUGCGAUGCUUUGGAGCUGUGGGCAAAGGAGUGUGGGGGAAAGUAGGGCCAAGGCACAAGCAGAGCAGAUCAGGAGCACUGGACUGGCUUGCUCUACCCCUUACGAGACCCCCCAAAUGCCGAAUGAAAGCGUCUUCCCCCUAGUUCUCAGGAAGAUGCAAUCUCUCUCCUAUCAUCUGUUCCUUAUAAAAUUGAUGGACAUAUGUAAA
Mastomys coucha (southern multimammate mouse) is the source of this 3859-nucleotide messenger RNA. RefSeq names its product transmembrane O-methyltransferase homolog. The record is from RefSeq and is a predicted model, not a curated record. NCBI's taxonomy places the organism in Eukaryota, Metazoa, Chordata, Mammalia, Rodentia, Muridae. Gene Ontology annotation, molecular function: catechol O-methyltransferase activity. Gene Ontology annotation, biological process: catecholamine catabolic process; developmental process; dopamine metabolic process. Bases 1147 to 1923 code for a protein of 258 amino acids. The transcript has 5 exons.